This is a messenger RNA of Varanus komodoensis (Komodo dragon), 1166 nucleotides long. RefSeq names its product sulfotransferase 2B1-like. Gene Ontology annotation, biological process: sulfation. Gene Ontology annotation, cellular component: cytoplasm. The record is from RefSeq and is a predicted model, not a curated record. The transcript is spliced from 7 exons. Bases 189 to 1076 code for a protein of 295 amino acids. Gene Ontology annotation, molecular function: sulfotransferase activity. NCBI's taxonomy places the organism in Eukaryota, Metazoa, Chordata, Lepidosauria, Squamata, Varanidae.
GACUAUGUACCUGCCUUGUGAAUAAGGAACCUGCUGCUUGAAAGUUCUACAGAAUGUAGUCUUUCUCUCUCUCUUCAGCUUGAAGGCUGAGCAGAAUUUUUGAAGGCUCUUCUGCAAGCCUGGAAGCGCAGCUUGCGUGAGGGUCCCAGAGAAGCUUUUGAGGAGGGAGGGCAUUUCUCAGCAGGAACAUGGAUUCUGUGACACACCGCAUUCCAAUGUCAUCUGUAAACUAUUUGACCUACAAGGGAAUCUCUUUCCCUUCAUAUGGAUAUGAUGUGGAGACGCUCAGCCAUGUGGGAAAUGAAUUCCAACUGUUGGACAGUGAUGUAGUGAACCUUGCUUACCUCAAGUCAGGUACCAAUUGGAUGCAGGAGAUUUUGGGCUUGAUUUGGCAUGAUGGGGACCCAUCAUGGGUUCAAAGUGUGCAUGUGGGGAUUCGUUCACCAUGGAUUGAGACUGUUUUUGGCCUGAAGACUGCACUAGAGAUUCCUCCACCCAGACUCUUGGCUUCUCACCUGCCAUUUCAGCUCUUCCCGAAGUCUUUCCUCCACUCCAAGGCCAAGGUGAUCUACACCAUGCGGAAUCCCAAGGAUGUGCUCAUCUCAUACUAUCAUCAUUCCUACCUCUUUAAAUUGUUUAAGGACCCUGGAAGUCUGGAAGAAUUCCUGGAGGAAUUUCUGAAUGGGAAUGUGCCCUAUGGCUCCUGGUUUGACCAUGUGAAAAACUGGCUGGAGAUGAAGGACAAGCCCAACUUCUUCUAUAUCACCUAUGAAGAGCUGCAGCAGGACCUCCGUGGCAGUGUGGAGCGGAUCUGCUCCUUCCUUGGCAAGGAGCUGAACAGCCAGCAAAUUGAUUCCGUGGUGGAAAACGCCUCCUUUCACAAGAUGAAGGACAAUAAGAUGUCCAACUUCACCCAGGUGCCAGAGGAACUGAUUGACCACAAGAAAGGGACCUUCAUGAGGAAAGGGAUCACUGGGGACUGGAAGAACCACCUGACCGUGGCACAGAGUGAGCGCUUCGACUGUGCUUACCAAGAGAAGAUGCGGGGCGUGCACAUGAGCUUCCCAUGGGAAUAAAGAGUCCAUGAUCUUCCUCAUUCUUUUUGUUUCCAGCACUCUACCUCUCCUUCAGGUGUGGCUCCUCCCCUUAAUAAACAGCAUUCUUUG